Medicago truncatula (barrel medic) is the source of this 946-nucleotide messenger RNA. RefSeq lists its product as uncharacterized. The record is from RefSeq and is a predicted model, not a curated record. The coding region runs from base 197 to 790 and encodes 197 amino acids. The transcript has a single exon. Lineage: Eukaryota; Viridiplantae; Streptophyta; Magnoliopsida; Fabales; Fabaceae.
GUAGUGUACUUGUUGUAGUUGUAACUCAUGUCAUAGCCAACAACCGAGCCAAAUCAAAACUACCAAGUCCACCAUUAUAUUCUUCACAAGAUGGAGCGGUUUAACAAACAUCACUUCUCAUUGCAUACAUUACCUUGUUUUACACACCUUUUGUCUCACAUCAACACCUUGUAUUGGCUCAUAACAAUAUCCUCUUAUGGGAAACCAUAUCUCAUUUCAUGCCACAACCAAAAUCAUUUACUAUGAUGGUUCAGUUCAAGAAUUUGAUCAACCAAUAACAGUAGCAGAGCUUAUGUUAGAUCACCCAAAACAUGUUGUUGUUGAGUUUCAUUCAGCAAUGAACCAGAAAAAACCAACACCUUUACCAGCUGACAAGAACCUAGAAAUGAACAAAAAAUAUGUCAUGGUUCCAAUGAAACCAGGGAAGCCUGUCGGAUUAAGCGCCGAAGAUUGUAGUCGAAUUCUUUCGAUCGCUAACUCAGCUCUUAAUACCAAUAAUUAUCUCAUGAGCUCUCAAGGCUUUGUUCCUUGGCUUGUAAGGUUUUUGAAGAAAAAGAAAGUUGAAAUUGGAGAAGUUGAAACUAGUUUGCAGAUAAAUGAAGAAGAGAGGUUUAAUUUUUGUGAGUUUUUGCCAGAAAUGAUGGAGGAAAGAGCAGAGUAUUUGAAUUUGAGUAGGCAAUUAUCAGGGAAAGGGUGGAAGCCUAGCUUGGAUACAAUUAAGGAAAAGAAGGUUAAGAGAAAGAUAUCUGGUUGGUUAUUCCUUACAAGUUUUAUUGGUGCAAAGAUUUGAUCAAUAAUAUGGUCAAAUUAGUGAAAGUUGUUGGUUUAAGUUGGUUUUAAUUGUUAGUUAUGUUAUAUUGGCACUUCUGUUUUUUUUCACUUUCUUCUCUGUAUAUCUCUAAUGAGCCACAGCUUAAUUUAAUCACUUGUGACAACACUAUUUCUA